Messenger RNA from Ochotona princeps (American pika), 1357 nucleotides. RefSeq names its product von Willebrand factor A domain containing 1 (gene VWA1). The coding region runs from base 86 to 1318 and encodes 410 amino acids. The record is from RefSeq and is a predicted model, not a curated record. Gene Ontology annotation, molecular function: protein binding. The transcript is spliced from 4 exons. Lineage: Eukaryota; Metazoa; Chordata; Mammalia; Lagomorpha; Ochotonidae.
GGGGCGCGCGGGGCGGGGCCGGCGGGGCGCGCGGCUGCACGUCCCGCAGCCCCGGAGGCAGCGAGUGGCCGGCGGCCGUGGCGCGAUGCUGCCCUGGACAGCGCUGGGCCUGGCCCUGAGCCUGCGGCUGGCGCUGGCGCGGAGCGGCGCGGAGCGCGGCGCCCCAGCAUUGGCCCCCCUGGGAGACCUCCUGUUCCUGCUAGACAGCUCAGCCAGCGUGUCCAACUAUGAGUUCUCUCAGGUUCGGGAGUUUGUGGGACAGCUGGUGGCGUCGCUGCCCGUGGGCCCGGGGGCCGUGCGUGCCAGCCUGGUGCAUGUGGGCAGCCGUCCACACACGGAGUUCCCCUUCGGCCAGCACAGCUCAGGCCAGGCCGCCCAGGCUGCUGUCCGUGCUGCAGUCCAGCGUAUGGGAGACACCAACACAGGCCUGGCACUGGCCUAUGCCAAGGAGCAGCUAUUUGCCGAGGCGGCAGGUGCCCGGCUAGGAGUGCCCAAGGUGCUAGUGUGGGUGACAGAUGGCGGCUCCAGCGACCCCGUGGGGCCCCCCAUGCAGGCGCUCAAGGACCAGGGCGUCACCGUCUUCAUCGUGAGCACUGGCCGUGGCAACCUGCUGGCACUGUCGGAGGCCGCCUCGGCCCCUGCUGAGCGGCACCUGCGCUUUGUGGAUGUGGACGACCUGCCCAUCAUCACGCAGGAGCUGCAGAACUCCCUCCUCGAGGCCAUGCAGCCGCAGCAGCUCCGUGCCCUCGAGGUCACAUCCGGCGGCUUUCGCUUGGCCUGGCCACCCUUGUUGACUGCCGACUCCGGCUACUACGUGGUGGAAGUGGCGCCCCACGCUGACCCAGCGGCCGCGCGGCGCCAGCAGCUGCCCGGGAACGCCACGAGCUGGACCUGGGCCGGCCUGGACCCCGACACGGACUACGCUGUGGCGCUGGUGCCGGAGUCCAACGUGCGCCUCGAGGGCCCCCAGCAUCUGCGCGUCCGCACGCUGCCAGAGGAGGCCGGGCCGCAGCGCAUCGUCAUCUCCCACGCCAGGCCGCGCAGCCUCCGAGUCAGCUGGGCCCCGGCACUGGGCCCGGCCGCCGCGCUCGGCUACCACGUGCAGCUCGGGCCGCUGCAGGGCGGCGCGGCGCAGCGCGUGGACGUGCCCGCCGGCCACAACAGCACCACGCUGCAGGGCCUGGCGCCGGGCACCGCCUACCUGGUGACCGUGACCGCGGCCUUGCGCUCCGGCCGCGAGAGGGCGCUGUCGGCCACAGCCUGCACGCCCGCCUGUGCCCGCGCCCGCGCCCGCGUCCCGCGCCCAGCGCGGCCCUGAGGCCAAGGCUGCGGGCGGCGCUCGCCAGGCAUCGGCCAG